Molecule: messenger RNA, 29121 nt
Organism: Pelobates cultripes (western spadefoot toad)
Lineage: Eukaryota; Metazoa; Chordata; Amphibia; Anura; Pelobatidae
Source: the annotation of a GenBank genome assembly
AUGUUUCGUUGUCUCAGCCGAUGCCGUCUUUCUCUGAGGAUAAAUCAGGCCCGCUUUAUGACUACAGAUCCAUUACUGGAUCAGCUGAAGACAUGUGUUGGUGAAGAUCAAGUUCUUCAGUUGAUUGGGAAAAACAAAGCUAAACUCUCAGUCACUCAUGUGGGUUAUGCAAUCAACAUGCUCUGGCAUUUCCAAAAAGAGAAGGCAAAUACGCAAAGAACCAUCGACCAGAUUAGAAAUCACCCUGACUUCAUUGCUCUGCGCAUCUUAGCGGAGAAUAAAAUUGACUUAAUGGAUGACAAUACCUUAGUAGAAACCCUGUACAACAUGCUACGGUGAAUAUUAAGGCACAUUCAUUUAUGUAAUAAAAAAAACUGUAUACUGCAGCUUUUAAAUGUAUUACUAUUUUUCUUUUAUUCAAAGGUUUAAUGUGGAAGAACAUGAUUCUCUUAUACAACAGCUGGUUGUGGAAGGAUGGAAAAGACUAGAAGGGCAAGUAUGCAGUUGUCUAUCUUGAUGAACUUUAGUAUUUGUGUCUUUGUGGGUGGUUUGUUAGUGAGUGAACCCCCAUUUUUUUUCUUGCUGUAAAGUAACAGCUUAGUCAAUAGCAAUCCUAGAGGUAUGUGCAUUGUUUUUUUUAAGCGUGUUUUUUUUUUUUUUAGCAACUUAAAGGAACAUUCCAAACACCAUAACCAUUACAGUGCAUUGUAGUGGUUAUGGUGCCAAGAGUAUCCUGGCUGUUUUAGAGCAGUUUACAUUUUACUUGUCGCCUGCUGGGCCACAGUCAAGAGAGACAGAAGCUCCUGCUCAGAAACCAGUUAUUCUCCUGAGCUGAGUCCUGCAGUGCUGGGUUUAGCUCUGAGACGGAAGCUUCUGGCAACUGUUUUAAACCACUUUGGCUACUUACAAUAGGGAGGCGCCAGGCUUUCCUUUAAGGUGGAAGUAUUACAAUUUCCAAAGCAACUGUUACAAUUUUUGUUGGAAUAUAUGAAAGUGCAUCUCUGUUCAAAUGGAGGCCUCAGGGGAAGGAUGCAAUGAGACGUGUAGAUUUUGAGAUUCUAAUGUGUUUAAUAUAUUUUACAAGCUGUGUGUAGCAAUAGCAAAGUGCAGUAAAGUAAAUUAAAGAAACCGUUACACUCCACAACAGGCAUAGGCAACCUACGGCACUCCAGAUGUUUUGGACUACACCACCCAUGAUGCUUUGCCAGCAUUAUGGGGGAUGUAGUCCACAACAUAUAGAGUGCCGAAGGUUGCCUACCCCUGCUCUAUAACCAUGAAUUGCUAAAACACAUUGGGGUUUAUUUACCAUAUACCAAACUGUAGUGACGUUCAAUAAACUGUUUUGUAACGUGUGCUAAAAAUGCCGAACUAUAACUAGAGGUGGGUUGGAGUUGUUUCCCCAAUUUGUCCAUUUUGGUGUAAAUUUUGCACUUUGGUUUUCUUUCUUGCUAAUUCCAUCCUUAGCAAUACAAAGCUAAUAUUUUUUUUCCCAUUUCAACAUUCUAUGUAAGUAGAUAAAAGUGUACAAUGUAGCAUAAUGUAUAAUCUAAUCGUAUUUUUUCACAGUCCUAUCCAAAGGCAUGUUUAAAUCUUGCUAGUGUUUUGCAGAUAUUAAUAGAUAUGUUUUUUUUCUACAUAGGUUUAACCUGUCUGAACUGUCUAAAUUUUCAGUCUGUCUGACAGAGCAGCAUAUGAAUACAAGCCCAAUUAUAGGGCAAAUAGCCAGUAUUGUGGAUAAAAGACUGGACGAUUUGCAAGAUGCAAGGUAAACUAUACCAGAGAGCUUGAGUCCAGUGGGAACGGAUGGGGAUGUUGUUCAUUCUAACAUAGUGGCAGCAUGUUAAAGACAGAUGGACAAUGAGAAGGAAAGACAGUGGCAGCAUGGGAGGGGCGGACAGACAGUGAUACAAUGAAGACAUUGACUGCAAGCACAGACAGUUAGGGAAAUUCACUAAGAGACCGACAGGGAGACUUUCUGGUUUAAAAUUAAUUGAGAGAAGCAGGGUAUGAUGGCAAAGUGAAGUGAGAAUAGAUGGUGAAUCAAAAGGGAGGGGGCUGCAGCAUAUAAUGGAGUUUGGGAGUGAUCUUAACAAUUUUCCACAUAUAUUAAAUUACUAUCCAAUGUAUGAAGUCAUUCAUAGUUAUAUUUUGAUGUAGUUAAUUAUUUUAGCUAAACUAAGCAAUAUCAUUCUUCUUCCCAGAAUCCUCUCCAGUUUAAUGGUCAGCAUAUGUGCAGUCAUUUCCCAGAGACUACGAGAUCGACUUAUUGAGAAAGCCGAGUUUCUGAUGGAUGGAACAGGAAACUGUCAUUUCAACCAGCCACGCAGGAUUGUGCAGUUCCUCAGAAACAUUAAAUAUACACACAGGCCACUUUUAGAAAAGUGUACCCAGAGAUUCAUUCAGGGUAUUAAUGAAAUGGACCCAGAAAUACUAUGCAUCGUCAUUGGUUUGUACCAAUCUCUACAGUUCCACAACUCAGAUUUUCGUUUGAUGGCAAAGGCUCGGUUGUUGGAAGUAAUAGACCAGUGUCAUGAUAUUGGUAACUUUACUAAAUUAUUUGCCACACUUGGACCUAUGGCCAAUCAAGAGAUCCGAGAAAAGUAAGCAUAUUCAUUUUUGUUUUCUAAACUAACAAUUUUUUUAAAGAGAUGUUUCUCUUGUAUUGGGUAAAUCCAAUUAAAGAUAUUUUGUUUCUUUUCUUUUCAAUAAUAAAAGAAAACUUUAGUGGAGAGCCAUUACAGACCAAUGUGCUCAUAUGUUUUCCUGAUGAUACCAUUUGAAAAUUGUAAUGUUAAGUUAAUAUAUACCCAUUUGUUUUGCCAAUUUAAAUCUGCUUGUAAAACUGAAUUCAAUAUAUAUUGUGGAGUCCGUGAGACUUGGUUUUGUCAUCUCUUGAAGUGGUUAUAGUGUCUGCAGUCCCCUGGCACUGUUCUUCCAUUUAACAUUAAACUAUUUUUUAAUGUUUUAAUGCUCAACAAGAGUCCCCAGCAAUCCAUAUUUUUUGUAUCACUUAGGUUAAUAAGGAAGCAUUAUCAUGAGCAGCAAUGGGUGGCUGUGAUUGGCUGAAAGUGUCAGCUGACUACAUUCAGCUUAUCACAGUGCCUACUGCAGGUAUGAAUUGCGAUUGUUGCAAGAAUGUGUGUAAUAUCAUUCAUUUCAUUCAUUUUUAAACUUUCCAAAAAUGGUUGCACACAGAAUGGAGGGACAACUCUAGAGGACUCCAUGCACUUAAAGGGACACUAUGGUCACCAGAACAACUACAGCUUAUUGAAUUUGAUCUGGUGAGUAGAAUCAUUGCCUUAAGGCUUUUUGCUGUAAACACUCUCUUUUCAGAGAAAAUGCAGUGUUUACAUUACAGCCUAGUGAUAACUUCACUGGCCAAUCCUCAGAUAGCUGUUAGAGAUCCUUCCUGGGUCAUGGCUGCCUGAAAUGCAUCCAAACAUUCAGUGUCUCCUCCCUCUGCACGCAGACACUGAACUUUCCUCAUAGAGAUUCAUUGAUUCAAUUCAUCUCUAUGAGGAGAUGCUGAUUGGCCAGGGCUGUGUUUGAAUCAUGCUGGCUCUGCCCCUGAUCUGCCUCCUUGUCAGUCUCAGCCAAUCCUAUGGGGAAGCACUGUGAUUGGAUCAGGCUACCACUUCUGAUGAUGUCAGCAGACUGCUUGUUUUUUUUUCUGAGUCUAACAGCAUGCAGAGUUACAGCUUCAGGCUUGAAUACAAGUAAGAUUUUGCUAUAUUUAGGGAGGCAUGAGGGGCCCAGGGGGGCUAGAUGGGGGUUUUAACACUAUAGGGUCAGGAAUACUUGUUUGUGUUCCUUUAACUAGUUCAAUAAGGUGAAAUAGUUAUAGUGCCUACAGUGUCCUUUUAAAGACCCCACAAUUACAAGUAUAUGAUAAAGAUUGUAAAAAAAAAACUAAAUAGUUAAUUUGACUUUUCUUUGCGUGAGAUGAAACAUUGUAUUUUGUUUGCAAUGGUUAAAGUGUUUACUCUGUGAGAAUUCCUUUGUGUAUAUUUCAUAUUAAAGCCUUGUCCUGGUUAUUUAUGUCUUUUCCAUAUGUUUUCCACAGGCUUGAAGAAGAUGCCAUGAGUGUGGUUGACAAAAUGAGCCCUCAACAGAUUAUGGCAAUUCUUGGAACCCUGGAGGAAAUGGAAUGUAGAAACACCACCCUAAUCCAGAAGUAAUACACACACUUCAAAUAGUUUCUUAUUCUACCUUGUCUUGUGCAUGUUGUAGUAUUACAAUGUAGAUUGUUUAAAGGGACACUCCACACACCUAAAACAUUUAAGCUUGCUGAAGUGCUUUUUUUGUUUGAAGACUGUGUUCUGUAUUUUUCAUUUUUCAAAAAGUGCAGAUUUGAAUAGAAAUGAGCACUUUUAUAAAUGAACCUUGUCACACCCUCAAUGGCUGUCAAUCAGGCAACCAGUCCUGAUACUUCCUGGCUUGUUAAGCUCAGUGGAACUAAAUUCAACAGACAAGCAGUUGCUCUGAACAUCUGCCUUGUAAAGACUUCUCAUUGAGCUGCAUUAUGAAGUCUGUGAUUGGAUAGCAACAGAAAGGCGGAGUUAUAAGAGAAAGACUUGCAAAGGCUGCAGACAAGAGAUCUGCAGCCUCCGCGGGCUGUUUUAGAUAGAAUGGAAAAAUGCAUAAUUAAAUAUGUACAUUGUUUCAUUGGGGGUGUACUUACUAAAUAGUUAUAUAGUAGAAUGGGCAUAGUAGAGUGGCAUGGGCUACAAGACCAUCGCCAAGCAGCAUGGUGAGAAGGUGACAACAGUUGGUGCGAUUAUUCGCAAAUGACAGAAACACAAAAUAACUGUCAGUCACCCUUGGUCUGGUGCGCCAUGCAAGAGCUCACCUUGUGGAGUUUCAAUUAUCAUGAGAACAGUGAGGAAUCAGCCCAGAACUACGGGAGGAUCUUGUUAAUGAUCUCAAGGCAGCUGGGACCAUAUUUACCAAGAAAACAGGGGCCAUGUACCAUCAAAUUAUUAUUAUUAUGAUAUUUAUAUAGCGCCAUCAAAUUCUGCAGCGCUUUACAAUGGGUGGACGAACAGACAUGCAGUUGUAACCAGACAAGUUGGACACACAGGAACAGAGGGGUUGAGGGCCCUGCUCAAUGAGCUUACAUGAUAGAGGGAGUGGGGUAAAAUGACACAAAAAGGUAAGGAUACUAUUAGACUAGUGACCAUUGCAGAAGAGGAAUACGCUUUUAUAAUGAAGUGGGAUUUUAACGAUUUUUUUGAAGGAGGGAAGACUGGGUGAGCCUCUAACGGAGGAGGGUAGCGAGUUCCACAGGAACGGUGCAGCCCUCGAGAAAUCGUGAAGGUGAGCAUCAGAGGUGGGAGUACGGACAGAAGAUAGACGUAAGUCUUCAGCAGAUCGUAAGAGCCUAGACGGGACAUACUUGUGUAUAAGGGAGGAUAGAUAGGUGGGAGCAGCAUUAUGUAGAGAUUUGAACGCAAGAACCAGAAUUUUAAAUUGAGCUCUAUAUUUUAUAGGAAGCCAAUGUAGGGACUGACAGAAGGGUGAGGCAUGGUAGGUGCGGGCUGACAGGAAGUUGAGCCUCGCCACCGCAUUCAUUAUGGACUGUAACGUCGCAAGUUGGGAGCACGUAAGACCACUGAGAAGCAGAGUACAGUAGUCAAGGCGAGCAAGGACAGUGGAAUGGACCAACACCUUAGUCGCAUCUGGCGUUAAGUAGGGGCGGAUGCGCGCAAUGUUUUUGAGAUGGAAAUGACAGGAUUUGGCAAUAGAUUGAACAUGAGGCUUCAAGAAAAAGGUCGGAGUCAAAGGGAACACCUAGGCAGCGAGCCUGCGUGGUGGAGCUGAUGGUAGCCCUGUUGGAGGGAGACCGACACAGGAGUAACAACAGUUGAGGGAAGAAAGACCAGAAUUUCAGUUUUGGUCAAGUUUAGUUUAAGGAAGUGGGCAGCCAUCCAGUUAGAAAUAGCAGAGAGGCAGUCAGACACACUAGUCAAGAGGGACGGGGAGAGAUCAGGAGAGGACAGGUAGAUUUGUGUGUCAUCUGCAUAGAAAUGAUAUUGGAAGCCAAAGGAACUAAUGAGUUUGCCAAGGGAGGCAGUAUAGAUGGAAACAGUAGGGGACCAAGGACUGAACCUUCGGGGACACCAACAGAGAGGAGUUGGGGAGAAGAAGCAGAGCCAGAGAAAGAAACACUGAAAGAGCGCUGGGAGAGUUAGGAGGAGCACCAGGAGAGAGCAUAAUCUCGUAGACCGAUAUUGCGGAGGAUGAGAAGAAGCUGUUGAUGAUCAACAGUGUCAUAAGCCGCAGACAGGUCAAGGAGAAUUAAGAUAGAGUAAUGACCACGAGAUUUUGCAGCGAGUAGAUCAUUGGAUUCUUUGGUCAGCGCCGUUUCCACGGAAACCAGACUGAAGCGGGUCUAGCAGAGAGUUGGACUCGAGGAAGUCUGUCAAUCUCGCAUACACAAUUCUUUCAAGGAUCUUGGAUGCAAAAGGCAGUAGCGAGAUAGGACGAUAGUUGGAUGGGGAGUUAGGGUCAAGAUUGGUCUUCUUUAGAAUUGGGGUUACAGUUGCAUGUUUGAAGGGCGAUGGAAAUAUACCAGAGGAGAGAGAGAUAUUGAGAAUUUUAGUGAGAGGUGGAGAAAGAAGAAGACAGAGUACGGAUGAGAUGCGAGGGAAUUGGAUCUAGGGAGCAGGUGGUGGGGCGGGAGGACUGGAGCAGAGCAGAAGCCUCUUCCAAUGUAGCGGGUGCGAAUGAACAUAGAACAGCAGAGGGAGUGAAGUUAGUAUUGUAAGGGGAAGAAGAAAGAUGAGAGAUCUCUUCUCUGAUUGUAGAGAUCUUAUCAGUGAAGUGAGUUGCAAAGUAUGAGGCGGUCAAGUUAUUAGGUGGAAGAGGAACAGCAGGGUGAAGAAGAGAGUUAAAUGUGUGAAAUAGUCGUUUGGGUUUGCGGGAGAGUGUGGUUAUGAGGGUAUUGAAGUAAUUAACUUUUGCAGAGGAAAGAGCCAAGCUGUAUGAGCUCAGCAUAAAUUUAUAGUGGAGAAAUUCAGAUGCACAGUGAGACUUUCUCCAACAGCGUUCAGCAGUUCUGGAGCAUUUUUGGAGGUAUCGAGUGAGCUUGGUGUGCCAGGUUGUUGUUGGGGGGGCCUGCGGCAUUUAAAUGUACAAGGUGCCAUGAUGUCUAGUUGAGAGGAGAGGGUGGAAUUGUAGAAGGAGGUUGCAGAACUAGGACAGGUGAGGUUUGAGAUAGGUAAAAGGAGAGUUUGGAGAAUAGUGGAGAAAUGCUCUAGGUAAGACAUUGGAGGUUUCUGUGAGAGUGAUGUUCAGACGAUCGAGUCAGUUGGGUGAAAUCUUGGGUGAAAACCUCCUUCCCUCAGCCAGAGCAUUGAAAAUGGGUCGUGGAUGGGUAUUCCAGCAUGACAAUGACCCAAAGCACACAGCCAAGGCAACAUAGGAGUUGCUCAAGAAGAGGCACAUUAAGGCGCACACACACUGAUAGAGGCAUAGGCCCACACACUGACAGAGGCAUACACACACACACUGACAGAGGCAUAGGCCCACACACACACACACACACACACACACACACAUUGAAAUACACUUUCUCAAACACAAAUUUACAUUUAAAAAAUAAAAUAAAAUUUUCACCCAGCCUUCCUACCUUUUGGGAGUGCUGAGUUGGACGUUCCCUGGGGUCUAGUGGGGCUGCUCUUUCUUCCUGUGUGAGAGGGAGCAGUAAUCUACCAUGCAUCUCCUCUCUGCUCCCUGUGAUGCCGAGGCCGGAAUGACGUCAUAUUGUGGCUCCCGGCAUCAUUAAACAGCGCAAGGGAGCAAAGAGGAGCCGCUGGAAGAUCACUGCUCCCUCGCAUGCUGCCCCAGCCGAACGCCUGGAUGAUCCACUGAGCUGGCCGCCUCCAUAAAGCCCAGGGCGGCCGGCUGCAACGCUCACUCAGCCGGCUGCCUCCAUAAAUCGCAGGGCGGCUGGCUGCAAUGCUCAGUCAGCCGGCCGCCUUAAUGCUCCCGCGGGUGGACGGCUGGCUCCAUUAUUUGCUUAUUUAGAUAAAUUGACAAAUCCCAGGAGCAUGGGCAAAAUUUUUAGUCGAGCCCUGCCUUAAUCCCAUAGAAAAUCUGUGGAGGGAGCUAAAGGUUCGAGUUGCCAAACGUCAGCCUUGAAACCUUAAUGACUUGGAGAGGAUCUGCAAAGAGGAGUGGGACACAAUCCCUCCUGAGAUGUGUGCAAACCUGGUGGCCAACUACAAGAAACGUCUGACCUCAUGGAUUGCCAACAAGGGUUUUGCCACCAAGUACUAAGUCAAAGGGGUAAAAUAUUUAUUUCACUCAUUGACAUGCAAAUAAAUGUAUAACUUUUUUGAAAUGCGUUUUUCUGGAUUUUUUGUUGUUGUUUUUUCUAUCGCUCGCUGUUAAGAUACACCUACCAUUAAAAUGAUAAACUGAUCAUUCCUUUGUCAGUGGGCAAAUGUUCAAAAUCAGCUGGGGAUCAAAUACCUUUUUCCCUGUACAUGGGCAGUUUGUGAUUGACAGGUGAGAGAAACACAGAUCUGUGCAAAGAGAAGGAAACAUUCAGUGUCCCGUCUGCACAGUAACCCUUGCUGUUCUGGGUUAAACUUAUCAGGUCAGACUCCAUAGACCAGAAUGAGAGCCUCCUGAUUGUCCCAGCUACUUCCUAGUGCAGGCACAUCUCAAGGCUGAUAAUGUAAAGUCUGGGAAUUUGCACCCAAAACCCAAGAAACUUUUAUAUUUUGUUUCUUUUUUUUUUUAAUGUUAUAUACAUAAUGGAUUUUAUUAAAGGACACGGAGGCUCAUAUUAUGCUUAUCUCUUUCUUUAUUAUACCUCAGCAGCAAAGAGAAGGUAUAAACAUUCAUAGAAAAAAGUUUUAACAGGUUCUCCAAAGGUUAACCCAACAUCAUACCCUUAACCAAUAGGAACAGUCCCUCUAUCUAUAACUAUUCAUGUGACCUUUCCUCUUCCUCUUUCUUUGCUGCUGCCUCAGCUAAGUACCAUCUAAUUUUAGCUCUCCUCAGAGCACCCUUUUGAAUUUAUAUUGUAUUUGUUUGUUUCUGUGUCUUUAAUAUUUUUUUAUGUGAUAGGUUUGUGUGGGUUAAUUAGCCGGUUCUUGGAGCCGGCGCCUGUCUGCCUUUAGGGCAGAUAGACGUUUUCACUGGGGUUCCCUCCCCCCCCCCCUGCGGCGGUUACCCCCUCCCACACCCUACCGGGUAGUUUAUUACCCGUUCUUUGUUGCCCUCUGGGAGCCGCGGCGGCCGUUUCGCGGCGCGAGCGCUCUGAAUCCAGAGCCCGCUCGCGCAUGCGCUAUAACGGCCGCUCGGCACUGCGGCCAUUUACAGUAAGCCGGCCGGGUUUUGCCGCGCUUUUCUCUCCGCCCGCCCUGUACCAGAGGGCGGGCGUUCUCUGAUUGGCCAGCUGCAUUGGCUGGCAGCUUACCAGUGCUCCCUGGCGGCCAUUCCAGGGGGAACACUUGGUAAGCUGACAGCCUUUGUUUGUGCCUGCAUCCUCCACCUGCACUGUUCUCAGAGCCCACUGCCCACAGUUUGGUUUACUGUUAGCCCCUGCACAGGGUCACUAGGGGCAUUUUUUCCUCUCACAUAUUGGUGCCAGUCUGGUACAAAUUUCUUUGUGUCACUUGGUAUCCCAGCCAGUUAGGUGUCACUGCUCCCACACCUUUUGCUACAACCUACCUGUCAUGCAACACCUUAGGGACCACGGGGUUGCCACCCCCACUGAUAACAGUACAGACACCAUUCAUCACGUGCCACAGAUACCACGUCCAUGCUCGCCACUGCGAGAAGACGUGGCAUCCAUGGAUCAGUUAAACUCGGAGGAGUUUCACUCACUCCUGGAUGCAACCAUGACCAAGUCGGUCACCCAAGCUAUAGUCACGGCUAUGGGGGCGAUGUCUGAGACCCUGACACAAUCCAUUAGUAAUGCCAUACUGGCGUCUAACAGCCAUACCAGCGGCCCCCGCCCCAUGGCCCAGCCUGACAAACCUGUGCCCCCCAGCGGCCGUAAGGCUACGCAGAAGACCCACCAUAUGGGCAAACACACCUCCAAAAACAGCACGACGGACAGGAUACGCCCUGUCACUACUGAGGACGUGGGGCCCCCACGCAAAAGAGCCACCCACCGGGCAAAAGCGGUGAGGACAUGGAGAUGGGCAAAAGCCCAGACAGAGACAUCCGACUCUGGUUCGGACAUAGAGGAGGUAAUGAGUGAGUCCGAGGAACUCGGCUCGUUGGAAUCAGGGAACUCUUCCCCUGAGCGCAGCCUGGCAGUCAUACCAGCUAAGGGAAAAGCGCCCGCGGAUGAUUCCACCAUCCUAGACCCCCAGGGCGAGCCCCUAUUCAACCCUGACGACCUGCAGCACCCCAGGUCCACAGACUGGUUCCCAGCUGACCAUGUGGCCCAAUAUAUUGCGGCCAGAAUAAGGAAGCCCCUGGAUAAAACAACCAGGAAUAAGUUAAGGGCAGAGUGCCCACGCCCAAUGGUCCCUGAUAUGGCGUGCGCCACGCCGGAGGUGGACCCCAAGAUUGCCCAGUUCCUGGGUAAGGCUGGCUGGAAAGCCAAAAAAGGGCUAGACUACUCCCUGCGCCACUGCCAGGAUAAAGUGCUCGACUCCUUGGGCCCUAGCGCAAAGAUCUUCGACUUGGUCGAAGAGACAAUCUCAGGUGGCGCACCACUAGACCCCUUAGUGAUCCGAGAGUGGGCACAACGCUCUAUCUGCCUCAUCGGCAAUUCAAAUGCCGCACUUAGUACUGAGAGGCGGAAGGCAAUUCUCAUGAAAAUAGACCCCAAACUGGUCAACAUGGCCAUAACCGAGCCUGGACCCCAGGCAAAAGGCCUCCUUUUCGGAGAUAAUUUUGUAAAGGAGCUGGGCACCUACGUGAGCACAUUUACAGCCCUGGAUAAGGCACAAACAAACCUAAAACGGGUGUUCUCCCCGAAGGUUUUUGGAGGGGCUGGCAGGUACAGGGGCCGCCUGUCCAGCCGCCCACCACGGAGCUCCCACCGGGGCUACCGGGGCCCCACGACACCAAGAGUCCCACAGGCGGAGACCAGAACCCCCGCACCUUUCUUCCCGGUCAGGGGCAGAUCAUGGCAGCCCAGAGGUCACAGGGGUGCCACAUACGGCCGACGACCUUAUGGUAAGUGCUUUUCCUUUUCCCCUCUCUCAUACCUCGCACGUAGGGGGCAGACUUUCCAAAUUUAUCGGGGCAUGGCACAGACUCACGUCCGAUGCCUGGAUUCUCGACACAGUAGCGGGGUACCAUAUAGAAUUCGUCACACACCCAAUCCAAUCCACAAUGCCACGGCGGAUGGUGUUCGCCCCUCAGGACAGGGAACUGGUGUCGAAAGAAAUCAUAGCUCUGGUGGAGAAGGGUGCGAUCUAUCAGGUCGCGCCCCACUCCCCAGGGUUCGUAAGCAAUCUGUUCCUGGUCCCCAAGAAAGGCGGUGGGGUAAGACCGGUGAUCAAUCUUCGCCCACUCAAUACAUUUGUACGAUACCACCACUUCAAAAUGGAAGGGAUUCAUUGCCUGCGAGAUCUUCUCAGGCUGGGGGAUUGGAUGGUAAAAUUAGACCUCCAAGAUGCAUAUCUCACCAUCCCCAUUGCAAAGGAGUGUCAGCAUCUCCUACAAUUCAGUUGGGACUCCCAGACCUGGAGGUUUCAGUGCCUUCCGUUUGGCCUAUCGUCAGCACCAUGGUGCUUUACAAAACUGCUGAAGCCAGUGGUUGCGCUUCUGCGCAGCAGGGGCGUCCGCAUGAUCAUAUAUCUGGACGAUAUGCUGAUCAUGGCCCAAGACACCCUACUGCUACUACAACAUUUAGAUUGGACAGUAACUUUACUACAGAACCUGGGAUUCCUAAUCAAUUGGGAGAAGUCGGUACUAACCCCCUCCCAGUCCUUAGAAUUCCUAGGGUUCGAAAUAGGGUCGGUCUUAGGGACCCUAAGCCUGCCACCCACAAAGAUGAAAAUCAUCAAGAAGGAGAUCCGCAGAACAUUGGCUCGACCAACACUUAUGGUCAGACAACUAGCCAGGAUAAUUGGACUCCUCUCCGCUUCCAUACAAGCGAUCUUCCCAGGGCCUUUACACUACAGGGCCCUACAGCGACUAAAAGCCGCACAACUGCGCUCAGGACACUCCUACUCAGACUCUGUGCCACUCGAUCACACAGCCAAGGAGGAGCUCAGGUGGUGGCUGCAGCACAUGGAAGCGUGGAACGGCAGAGCAAUCUUCGGCAACAACCCAGAUUGCGUAAUAGAAUCAGAUGCCAGCACACGGGCCUGGGAGCGCGCUGUGGACAUACCUCCACGGGCGGAAAAUGGUCCCAAGCAGAAAGGACACUACAUAUCAACUGCCUGGAAUUAAUGGCGGGUUCGUUUGCACUGAAGAGCCUCCUAGGUCCCGCAACACAUUGCUCCAUCAUCCUGAGAAUGGACAACGUCUCAGCCGUCCAAUACAUCAACCGCCUCGGCGGCACCAAGUCCAAAAUUUUAGCAGAUUUAGCCACAGAAUUUUGGCAGUUUUGCUUAGAACGCAGCAUCACAGUACGAGCCGAAUACAUCCCGGGACUUUCGAACACCGUAGCAGAUUGGAACUCCAGACAUCUGCGGGAUACCAGCGAUUGGUGCCUGAACCGAGAGACGUUCCUACGAUUACACACUCUAUGGGGUCCGAUAUAUAUAGACCUGUUUGCGUCUCGGUUGAAUACACAACUCCCGGAAUUCUUCAGCUGGAGACCGGACCCAGACGCGUUAGCUACGGACGCAUUCCUACAACCAUGGCCGAACAAACGAUUAUACGCGUUCCCACCGUUCGCCCUACUGGCACGAACGCUAGUGCACCUCGACCGCACACGGACGUCCCUAGUCCUCAUAGCUCCAUUCUGGACUGCACAGCCUUGGUUCCCUUUACUCAUGGAGAUGUCCAUAGAUCUCCCCAGACUGCUGCCCGAGGAUCCACAUCUCCUCUCAGACCCAGAUGGGAACCCACACCCUCUGAUGGCGCAAGGACAACUCAGGUUGUUAGCGUGGCUCCUUUCCGGGGUCCCUGGGUCGUGCCAAACGUUCCGCAAACAACUCUCGAACUCCUGGCGGGAGCUUGGGCUCCGGGAACACGACGAUCCUACUCUAAAGCUUGGAACAUCUGGAGUGGUUGGUGCAUGGAACAACACGUGGAUCCCGUAUGUGCCACUGUAAACCACCUGUUGUGUUUCCUUACACACCUAUACGACCAAGGAUUGGCAUAUCGGACCAUCAAUGUAUACAGGUCAGCGAUCUCGGCGGGACACACUGGUAUAGAAGGAUUUCCAGCAGGCAAGCAUCUGUUGGUAUGCAAGCUCUUACGCGGUAUUCGAUUGGCAAGACCACCGCGACCCCGAUAUAGUACGGUAUGGGACGUGAAUGUGGUCUUAAAUCUUUUGGAACUAUGGCCACAGAACUCUGACCUCACGUUGAAACAACUUUCAGCGAAAUUGGCCAUGCUCUUAUGCCUAAUAUCCUGCAAAAGAGUCUCGGAUGUCCGGGCAUUGGACGUCGACGCACGCACGUUCACUCCAACGGGAGUAACUUUCAACAUUUCCAGACGUACAAAAUCAGCGACAACAUCAGUGUCAUAUCCAGCAUUCCCGCACAACAAAAAUCUGUGCCCAGUUGCCUGCCUCAAGGAAUACGAAACACGGACACAGGCAUUUCGAAACUCGGGACAACAUGAACUAUUUCUGGCCGUCAAUUCACCACACCAGCCAGUAUCUUCCAUAACGAUAGCCCGAUGGGUGAAGUGGAUAAUGGCCUCUGCAAACAUAGAUACUUCGGUAUAUGGGGCACACUCCACUCGAGGAGCUAUGGCAUCUAAAGUAUUCAACUUGGGAUGCAGACUGGAAGAUUUGUUACGGACGGCAGAUUGGUCCCAUGAAUCCACCUUUAAGGAAUAUUAUUUUCACCCUACAGACCACGUAGCAUCAAGAGUCAUUGCACAGCUUUGAACUAGCAUAAUAUGAGCCUCCGUGUCCUUUAAUAAAAUUUCCAGAUUUUACUAAUUACAUGACGUAAAGUCAUGAUUUUAUAAAGGACACGGAGGCGAAUAUUGGCCCACCCGGUAAGUAUAUCAGGCAUAUAUCAGCGAAAGUAGAGUGACAUGCCCACCCAAUAAACAAUAAAAUAAGGGUCAUUGUGGUGUCUUAUUUCGUCUCGAUUUAAUUCGUUUUUUAUUUAAGACAACUGUACUAGUGAGUCUGUAGUACAUCAGGCUUAUGCUAAGAUUUAGUCACUAACGUUGUGGCAAACAGUUCCUCAGACCACAUUUUACCAUAUUUUUCUCUAUCCCAUUACAGCUUAAUUCGCAAUACGCGACACCUUGGAUGACCAGUUGUCACCGCAGUUUACGCAGACAAGUUCUUACAAGUUCGGGAUAUGGGAAAGUUCGACACAACGGAUGAAGUGUUCCAGUGUCUUCUCAAGUUAUAAUGAUACAGCUUCGGCAUGACCAAAGAAAGAGGAAGAGGAAAGGUCACAUGAAUAGUUAUAGAUAGAGGGACUGUUCCUAUUGGUUAAGGGUAUGAUGUUGGGUUAACCUUUGGAGAACCUGUUAAAACUUUUUUCUAUGAAUGUUUAUACCUUCUCUUUGCUGCUGAGGUAUAAUAAAGAAAGAGAUAAGCAUAAUAUUCGCCUCCGUGUCCUUUAUAAAAUCAUGACUUUACGUCAUGUAAUUAGUAAAAUCUGGAAAUUGUAGAUGGGGGUAUUUUUCAGCCUCUAGUGCUUUAUUUUACACAUUCAUAUCAUCUGAAAUAUUGAUACAAAUUGAAGGUAACUGAUGUAUUCAUUUUCAUCACUUUGUGUUUAUUACAAUAAUGUAAACGGAAGUCAUUGUUUGUAUUUUGUAUAGGGUUGCUUCACUGUUACACAAGUAUUUGGAUUUCUACAGACCAAUAGAUUUGGCUAAAGUAACCCAAGCGUUGGUGUUUAUGCACUGCCAGACACCUGAAGUAUUUGCACAGCUACAAAAACUUUUAAUAAGGUAAUAAUGUUUCUUUUUUUCUGUCAUCUCUUCGGUUGCUAGUUGCGUGCAUAUUGGAGUGUUAGAAAGCAUGUCUUGGGAAUUACGCACAUCCCAUCGUCAUUGUUACAUAUCUUACACUGAUGGAUAGAAGUUCCUUGCAUAGGAUUCACAUGUCAUGCUCUACCUAAAUGUAGCGUUGUGUUUUGUUACAAGGGUACUCCAAACACCUUGACCACUUCAGGGUUUCAAAGUGGUCAUGGUGCUUGGAGUUUAUAUGUGCAGCAUUUCACUUAAAAACACUGCAAAUACAGAGAUAUUCACCUCUGAUAUCAACAUUAGCCAGCCCAGAAUAAAGUUCAUGGCUGGCUGAUGGCUAUUCUGGCGCCAGACAGCCAAUCAUGGAAUGCAUCCCCCUCCCAAACCCAUGUUGCCACCGUCCUCUUCUCAGUACAUCCUUCCUGACCUUUCUCCCUCUGUAGUGAGGAGGAGCAAAGUGGGGGUGGGGGCAGGGAAGCACAGAAAGGGUUACUACAUCUCCAAAAUCAGUGUUUUAUGAAAACACCAUUUUUUGGUUGGAGUAACACUUUAAACUUUGAUAUUAAAAGGACACUCAAAGUACCAUAAGCACUAAUGUGUUUCACUUAGGUAAUUGUGCAAAGAACUCCCUUUGCUUUUUUCUCUGUAUACUUUUGCUUAUACAAACAACUGUAGUAUAAAGGCGCUUUGUGAGCACAAAUCAGUGCUGGUUAAACUCCACCGUGAAAUCAGCCACUAAGUUUAACAAACAAAUACCAAAGCAAAAUAACAAAAAUGGUGGACACAACUAGUGCGCUGUCCACCAUCUUUUGCUUAUACCUGCAGAAAGUGUGUGUGGUUUGAAAUUAAAGAUGCCCUUUAAUCCUUUUUGCCAUUGCGAAGUAUCGGUGUAUAUUUGUAUAGCUAUGGCUAUAUUGACUUCAGUCAUUUUAGCUAAAACUCUGGCCAUAUAAGGACACCUUUGAAGACCCUCUUUAUAUACAUCCACAUUCCAGAAUUCUCAGACAAAGAAAGCCAUGUGAAUUAUUAAAACCAUCUCCUACUUAUACACAAUUCAGACACCCAUAUCUAAUGUGUCAGUAGAAAAUCCAAUAUUCUACAACCUGACUUUUAAUUUAAUUUUUGUUUUUUCCAGAUCUUUGAAAGCCAGCUUUAUACCAAGCGAGGUAGCUAGGUUGACCAGGGUCCUCACAAUGUUGCCUUCUCCUCGAGUAGACGAAGAGAUCCUUUCUAAGGUGGAGGCUACGUUACCGCAAUGCAGCCUUAGUGACCUCAGCACCUUGGCUAUGGCAAUCAUUAAAUGGAUGCGGAUAGGCACCACGUCUCAUCAUAGUUCAUCCAUAGCCUAUGGGAACCUCCUUAAGAAACUAAAUAGUUGUGGACUUAAAAGAAUUCAGCAAAUAGACAGUAUUGAUUUGUUCUUAGAUGAACUGAAGUACAUGACUGGAGACUGGCUGGAAGAAGUCCUUUUAGGGGAAACCAUAAAUACUUUUGAUCGAUUAUUAGAUCAGGUCUCGUGGCAAAACAUCCCAGAUAUUGCACUGUUUAUUACUCGAACACACUACCGUCAUCCCCCACUUUUAGACAAAAUUGCCUCUGUAACAAUGGAGAACAUCUCAAAGGUAAAUGAUGACUUGUUUGGAAAUUCGGUCUUCUUAGCUUAAAUCAUUAAAGGGACACUAUAGUCACUUAAACAACUUUAGCUUGUGCCCAUGGCUUUAGAUGUGCCUUGGGCUGAAUAAACAAGGUGAUUUAGUUCCUAAAUGGCAGAGAACUCAGCAGUGAGACUGCAGGGGCAUGAUCUAUACACCAAAACUGCUUCAUUAAGCUAAAGUUGUUUUGGUGACUGUAGUGUCCCUUUAACUAGUCCUCGACUAGCUUUAGAUCUGCUCUUAAAGUAUUUAUCAAGAAUUCUAAUUUUUAUAUUCACUUUAUCAGUAAAUCUUAUGCAAAGUUACAAAUGGAAAUCUAAACUAGAAAGUCUAAAUAUGUUUGGGAUAAUGGGAGAGAUUAUGAAAGUAUUACUAAACAUUCAGGGCAGCUAAAGGAAAAUUUUGUAAACACAAACUACUGCUACUCUUUAUUUAUUUAAUUUUUUUGUGUGUGUGCUUUUUUUCCUUUAAGAUCCAUUACAGUGCGACAUAUGCAAUUCUGCUUCCAUUUAUUGUGCUCAAUUAUGAAUCCACACAAUGUGAAGAGUUCUUUGAUGCAUGCAUCCAACAUUUCCUGCCACACUUAAGUAAGUUUACUGUCAUUUCAUCCUACUGAUACUAAACUGUAUUGCCAGAUAUGAUGGUACAAUUGCGGUAUAUUUUUCGGAUGAGCUGCACAUACUAUGUUUGAUUCUACUUUGCUGGCAUUUUAUGAAACCAUUUAUAAUGUGUAAUCAUGUUAUAGGUACCUUGCGGUGCAUUUAAAGAUCAAAAUUUGGCCAAAUGCUAAAUUUGUGAAUGUUCCCGUGGUUUAGGGAAAAGACAUUUAAGGUUGUCCCUAAUGUAUUGUACGUUUACUGAUUUGUUCUAAAACAAUCAGCGAUUUGCCAUUUACGGAAUUUUCUAAUGCUGUCCAAGAUGGCGAUUACACAAAUUAAUUAAACUUAAUUGUACUUUGGUUUAUAUAUAUAUAUAUAUAUAUAUAUAUAUAAUGUAUUUUUGUGUAUACACACUAUGUCCAUUAUUUUAUUCGUUUUACAUAUCGUCUCCUCUCUCUACAGAUUCCUUUGAUCCCCACCUUUUGGUUCUGAUUGGCUACGCACUAGCUGUCGCAGAAUACUUUCCAGAGGAACUAAUAAAAACUAUAUUCAAUAUUGAUUUCUUGGGCAAACUGGAUGCUCAGUUGGAAAGUAAGUUUAUUUAAAAACAAAGGCAGAUCUGACCCCUGAUGAACAUUCUUUGAUUGCUACCUCAUUGGAGGAGAUGUUCUGUAUUCUUGUACUCUUCUUAUUUUAUUUUUUUUGAAGAUUGCAAAAUUAAAAAAAAAUAAUUUUUAAAUGGCAGAAUGCCAUAGUUAUUUAUGACCAGUGAUAGAGACAAACUACCAGGCAUGCUUUUCUUCCUUAAAUGGGAACUCCGGGUAAAAAUAAGGAACUUUCUUUCAAUGCGUGUAGUGCAUACAAUUUGUUUUUAAAGGGCAUUCAACACAAAUUGCAGAAAUUGAAUUUGCAUACAUUUAUUGACCUAUUUCUGCCAAUUAGCCACAUUUGUGCAGCUAGCCAUAAACAUUCUGUGUACAUUGCAGCCAUCUUCUGCUCAGAUAACUGUCAAGUCACCUGACUCAGAACAAGGGAAACUAUAGUGCUCAGAGUGCAAAGUUUCAUUCCCAACACUAUAGUACCCUAUAGAGCCCCCUCCCUUGAGACCCUGAAAGGGUUAAAAACCUGUCUGGUAGACAGCAACUAGAGGUUUAUCAAUAACUGCAAUAAUUACUAUUGCAUGGUUAAGGGGACAGGGGCACUGCACCCAGAUUACUCAUAGUGCCUAUAGUGUCCCUUUAACAAACAUUUCCGUUUCCAGGUCAAUACUGAUUUGCCAACUGAAAUGUCAGUCACACCGUGUUAGAUGUUUUUUUUUCUUAUUGCAUGUCCAUACCAAUAUAAAAAUAAUAAUACACAUUAUUUGUGACAUUAAGAGCUUGUAUUCAAUACUAUCAAUUAUCCAAUACUAUAAAUUAAUCAGUUCAUCUGAAUAAAUGAUCUUUAAAUAGUUAAACUAAAUAUAUGUUUAUGUUACUGCUGCGUAACACCUGCAUGUCUCAAGCUGGACUUUGGGAAGUCCUCCUAGGGCACAGAUAUGCCACAAAAAUCAUGUUUCCACAAGUAUCCUUGAAUUCCAAACUUGAUGUGCAAGUAAUCACAGACAAGCAUUGUGUUUCAGAUUGAUCCUUCCUUUUUUUCUUCAGUUACCCUUAGCAGAGGACGCAAAUUUAAACGCCGCUGUUUUUAAAUCAAAGCAUGGGUUAUGAUCUAAUAGGAUCAUUGACCAGAAACCAACCAUGGACUGUAUAUUUUCAACCUGUUAGUUUCCCUGAGCAAGGGGCCAAGUAAUUCGAGGUGAAUAUACACAAUAAAACUUUCUACAGUGUUUGAUUUUACAACAAAUAUUUGCCACCAGUUGUACACUCUAACGGAGACUUAGACUUUUCACACCAGAACCGGUUCCCCAUAAUUUUUUGUUUUUUUUAUUUAUAUAAUUUCAUUUAAUUUGUUUGCCCUGCCCUUCAGAAUCUUGCAAAGUCGUAAUUUAUGGUGGCAACUGUUGUAUAUAAUAAACUUUAUUGUUAUCUGUCUCAUUUGAUGUAUUCAGCAGUUUCCACCAGAAAGGAUGACCUCGAAGGAACUGUAUAAGCAAAUAAAACAAAUUGUACAAAGACAAGUAUAAACAAAAAAAAACAAGGUCAUUUUCUAACCAGGAUAUCCAUGGAGGAUAAUUAAAUUAUCGUAUGUAAAUUUAUUAGUAGGAAGCAAGUGGCACUGUGUUCUUUUAAUUUUUCUAAGAAAAGUCACAUGGGAGAAUCUUAUACGCUCCGUUUAGAACAUUUAAUCAUUAACUCUCUGUGUACUUGAACAUAAAAAAGGGACAGAGUUAUUUACUAAUGUGAGAAUCCAAAGUCAAUUUCAAAUUUAAUUUUUUAAAUAUUAUUGAAAUGGAAAUAUUCUCUAAGUCGGCUCUGAGUCCAGUUUCAGCAACUUUGAAUUUCAAUUUUAAAUUCUCUUUGAAUUCUCACUUUAGUGGAUAUCCCUGUAAAUGUGUAUUCUUUACCUAUACAAUCACUGUUGUUUUCUGUAGCUAUAUUUUAAUUUCUUUAUCCUUGUAAUAGUAUAUUUCACACCGUUGUUUUAUUAUAAAUCUUACUUGGCACUGUUAAAACACAAAACAUGCCCUGUGUGAUCCCACAAUAGGUCACUCAUAGAUAAUUGGCAGUGUGACAACUACACUGCUUACUAAUGCCCCUUUUCCACUGGGCGGUUCGGUUCGGGUCAGUACAGUCUGGUACGCUAUUUUGAGUGUUUCCAUUAUGAAAGUGGCCCAUACAGCAGAACCAAACCGCACCAUUCCUGGGCCCACUUUAGAUGUAGGUCCAUAGGAAAUGGUACGGUACGGUUAGGGCGGAGCUACUGGUGUCAUACUAUAAAAUCCAUUGAUUGGCGGACAGGAAAACUCUAAUGCUCACAAUAAAUGACAUGCUAGGCAUUUGGUCUAAACCCCAAAUUCUCCUGGGUGGUCUGUGUUGCAGUGGGACCACCUGAAUAGGCUGGACCUUUCUAACCCUUCCGAACCGUACCGACCCGAACCACACCGCUCAGUGGAAACGAGGCAUUAGAGUAUCCCUUUUAAAGCGUUUGCCGUGUUGCUUUUACUACAUGUAUAUGUAAAUAUAUAAUUAUUUUCUGUUUAUGUUUAGUGUUUUAUUCUCAAACAGAUGGUGCUAAAUUAUCAAAAGCAUUGUAAAAUGAUCUCUGAGUUGGAAAAAUUCUCCAUUUCAGCUAGUUUAGCCUACAUUUUCAAUUUGAGUCGUCGGCUUACCAUGUGUUAAAAUGUUCUUAAAGGAAACCUUUUUUUCUUUAACAUUAUUUAAUAUUUCAGCUCUCCCAGCUGCUUUAAACGUUCGGAUUCGGCUCCGUCUGAUGCAGCUGAACCGCGCAGUGUGCCUGGAGUGUCCAGAAUAUCAGAUCCCUUGGUUUCAUGACCGGUAUUGUCAGCAGGUGCAGCGCAAAGGUAAAACAAUAUUACCUGUUCCGAAAUAAAAAGAAAUGGAGAUGUGGCUCCCUGUAAUGGGAGUUUCUUUGCUAAUACAUGUGUGUAACACUGCAGAGUAUAAUAACAGGUGAGAAAGAAAGGCACAAAAGAGUGAUGCUUCAACUCCACACACAACUUUUUCAAACCCACAUUUUCCCUGUUUCCCUUGUAUAUUUUGACUUCUAAAAAUGCAUUUCUAGCACAAGAUGGACAUUCUUUUGUAUUUAAUCUUAUGUUUCUUUGAAUGCUGUUACAUAGGUAUACAAGUCAGUCCGAGCUGAAUGGCAGCCAUGGAUUUUGUUCAAUGACAUCCUCUUUUGAAAUAAACUGCAUAUUUUAUUAAAAGUUAAUUUUUAAAGUUUGUGAUCAACCUAUCUUUUUGGUUUUUUUUCUGUUUGUCCCUAUGCAGUGAAUGGCAGCAUAAAUUCAGUGCAGCGACAGAUUCACCAGUUGCUUGGAGAAAUUCUUGGAGGAAUAAAUUAUGUGAAAGUUUCUGUGAUGACUCCCUACUACCAUUCCAUAGGUAAUAUGACUGGAAGGAACUUAAUGCAGCUUGCUUUUGAUUUAAAGAUGCAGGUUUAUUCCUCAUAACUAAAUAUGAAAACUGUAAGGGACACUAUAGUCGCCAUAACAACUACAGCUAAUUGUAUUUGUUCUGGUGAGUAUAAUCAUUCCCUUCAGGCUUCAGAGAAAAGACAGUGUUUACAAUACAGCGUAGGGAUACCUCCAGUGGCCACUCCUCAGAUGGCUACUAGAGGUGCUUCCUGGGGCAGUGCUGAACAGUGUGCAGCACUGCCAUUCAUUGUCUCCACCCUCUGCAUGGGGACACUGAACUUUCAUCAUAGAGAUGCAUUGAAUCUCUAUGAAGAGAUGCUUAUUGGCCAGGGUGAUGUUUAGCUUGUGCUGACUCUGCUCCUGAUCUGCCUCCUUGAAAAGCUCAGCCAAUCCAAUGCUUUCCUAUAGGAAAGCAUGGUGAUUGGCUCAAAUCAUAACUUCUGAUGAUGCCAGCCAAGCAGGCAGAUCAGGAGUAGAGCCAGCAGCAGCAGACUUGAGUAAAGGUAAGAUUUUACUAUAUAUAACGAGGCCAGGGGGGCUAGAUGGCGUUUUUAACACUAUAGGGUGAGGAAUACAUUUGUGUUCCUGACCCUAUAGUGUUUCUUUAAUGUAAGGCUUCACUUUUACUGAUCAUGGUGACAUUACUUUUCAUUAUUUAAACUUGACAUGCAUAAUUUAGGAAUCGAUUAUUCUAGUAGUAGUCAAUGAUGUUGGUUCCAGUAGGCCACUGAUUUCAGUAGCUGGAAUGUAUCUCACAGUGAACAUUCUUACCUUUUACUUAAAGGGACAUUAUAGGCACCCAAAUGACUUCAUAGCAUUGAAGUAGUCUAAGUGCAGUGUCCCUGUCCCUUAACCCUGCAACCUAACACGCUGCACUUUUAGAGAAACUGUAAUGUUUAUAUUUCAGGGUUAAAACUGCCACUAGUGGCUGUCUAGCAGAAAGCCACUAAAGACGCUUCCUACUGUUUUGCAAAGCUUGACUUUGUGAAGGACAUACUGCGUCUUCAAAUCUCUCAUAGGAAAGCAGUGAAAAGAGGAGAUGCCGCCAGCGCUGAGAAGUCACGGUGAUGGAAUAAGGUGACUGUAAAAAGUCCCUUUUUUUUUUUUUUUUUUAAACCCUUUUAUUUGCUGACGGGUGCUGAUUGGGAGAAGAGGAACACUUUAGUUUUAGGGAUACAGCUUUGUUCCUUGAAAAUUCCAAUUCUUGAAAACCUUUACAGAACAACUGUCACCUCAUAACUACUUUUUGAUAAAAUAAUUUUUUUUCAUCACGUUUUGAUAUAUAUAUAUAUUUUUUUUUGCCAUGACAUACGACUGUGAUACAUUAGCGAUAUAAUGGCUGGUGCAAUAGCUGAACUGGUUUCUUAUAGCAAUGGUACAUUUAUACAGAAAUGAGAAGUAUACAUUUUAGGUUAUGCAUGUUGAAAUAUGCGUAUACUUUUCUUGUUUGCAUUCCGUCAUGGUUUUUGUAUUUGUUUUGCAAAGAAGUAACGAGAUAACUUGUUAUUCAAAACAUAAAUUAUCGUAACAAUUGGUAUAACCUUGUAAGGUAUUAGCGUAUAAUAUAUCUCUGCUCCAUCAAUUUGUCUUAAAGUGCUAGGAGCGGUAUCUCUUUUUUGAUUUAUUCUUUCUGUCCUCCGCCCCCCGCCCGCCCGCGCGCUUCUGUGGGUGGUGAGCCAAGCUAUUGUUGUCCCAAUUAAGCAGUGGUUUGGUGCUAUUGGAGCUUCACCGCUUUGUUAACCAAGGGUUUUUCAGAACACCCCCCGUGACAACGGUGGGAAAACGUCUAACCCCUGCAGCUGGGUCCGAGGUCCCCCUGGCCCAUCUGGCUCCUCUGAGGGGCGCUAAGUAUCGUAUUGCUCCCCUAGAUCCCAUACUUUCUGAAAAGUGGUGGUGUUUCUGACCUGUGCUGUGAGCCUGUCCAUGAGGUAAUUGUCUCUUAAUUUAGCAAUUACUAGCGCUAUCGAGGGUAAGUCAGGGGUUUGCCCAGUGUUGAGCUAGGGCUUUGCAUGCUGCCUGGUAGAUCAUGUUGAGCAGCUUCUGCUCGUGUCUGUGGAGACCAUCGGUCGGUUUGGAUAGCAGGCAUGCCCAGGGGUCUAGGGUCAUCUGCCUUUGAAGGAUGUUUGAACUCAGGUCCCACCACCUUCUGCCAAAAUUCCCCAACCCUAGGGCACUUCCACCACAUGUGGAUAUAGCUCCCUCUCUGUCCGCAUAAACACCAACAUAGAAACAUAGAAUGUGACGGCAGAUAAGAACCAUUCGGCCCAUCUAGUGUGCCCAAUUUUCUAAAUACCUUCAUUAGUCCCUGGCCUUAUCUUAUAGUUAGGAUAGCCUUAUGCCUAUCCCACACAUGCUUAAACUCCUUCACUGUGUUAACCUCUACCACUUCAGCUGGAAGGCUAUUCCAUGCAUCCACUACCCUCUCCGUAAAGUAAUACUUCCUGAUAUUAUUUUUAAACCUUAUAGAAACAUAGAAUGAAUCUGUAGUGCUCAGUUUCAUGUGACACUGUUUGACAGGGGUCAUGUACCAUCUAAAUAAUGUAUUUUCGGAUUGCUCCUGUAUCGUGACAAAUAUGGAUGUUUUGGCGCUUGCUUUUUUUCUGCCAAAUAAAUGUGUCUGUGGCCUUUUGUAUGUUGGUGAGGUCUCCUCUGGUGACUCUUACUGGUAGGGCCUGAAAGUGAAACAACAAUCUGGGCAGGACAUUCAUUUUUAUGGUGUGUAAUCAGCCUAGCCAUGAGAUGGGUUUAUCCGUCCACUUUUCUAGAUUCUCUGUAAUUGUGCGCAACAGUGGCGUGUAAUUCUGGUGGUACAGUUGGGUGGGGUCUGAUUUAUCUGGGUUCCUCUCUCCCGGGUGUGCCCUUAGGUCUCGGGGAGGGUUUAUAGAGGUCUCGGCCCCUUGGGUGGUUCCCUUGUGCAAUGGGUGUCCCUGCUGGGCUGAGCCCUAUUUAGGCUGCCUCUUGAUCUCUUCCCAGUGCCCCCUUAUGUGAUCUUCGAUUAGCUCUGUAUACCUGUUACACUGUGAGGGCGUCAUUGAAAACUAUUUACAGUAUUGUGUUGCGUAAAAAAAUUUUUAGAACACUGAAAAAAGCCCUGGCAUCUGAGGCUCCGAGGGCUAACUGUAUUGGGGUUACAGGUCGCGUGUCAGAGUGCCACUUAUCUGUGCUGAUGAGUCAGGUAGCAGUCCCAGAAAGCCGGCCCCGUGGCUUGUUACUGUUCCUAAGUAGAUCCGCCGGGAAGCUUGUUUGCCGCGCACCAGGCCUCAGGCAUGGGGCGUCAGCCCGGGGUGACUCCAUUGAGCUAAGGCAAAGUCCGGCGCAGGGUCUAUACCUAGACCCUGGAGGAAGGGUGCCGGGUCCGUCCCCAGGAGCAGCGCGUGGGCUCUUCCCACCCGGAAUGCCACCAGUUUAAACGGGUGUCCCCAGGUAUAGCGCACUUCGUGAUAUACUUAAGAGGUCAAUCAUUGGUUUCCACUCUCGUCUUACAACGUGAGGGUGGCAUCUUGAUAGUUGAGUUCAUGUUCUCUGCUGUAUUUUAAGAUUGCCUCUUUGGUCAAGUAGAAGCGAAAGUGUAUAAUUAUGUCCCUGGGAGCCUCCUGCUCUCUGGGAACAUAGUGCUCUGUGGGCUCUAUCUAUUACCCAUUUAUAUUGUGGGAUGUAAGGCAGGAGGUGUUUGAAGUAGUGCUCUAUCAUGGCUAUCAGAGGGCCACCAGCAUCUCGAGAUUAUACACGUGUUGUUCCAGUGUGCUUGAGUGUGUGGCUACUGCGUUGUGGGCCCGUGCUAUCCGCUCAACCCUGGUCUCCAGGUCAGACGUACAGACUCCCAGAGCUUGUAUUUUGGCCUUCACCUCCUUAGAGCUCUGGGUUAUUUCUCCGGCCAGGAAGCUGCGGAUUUCCGCAAGCUUCGCCAGUAUUUGGUAAGUGUCACCCUGUUGGCUCUCCGGGGUUUCGACAUCUGCGAUCUAUGCCGGUGAGAGGGAGCCGUGUGGGCUUGCACUGCGGCCAUCUUGCGACAUUCUUGUCGGGCCCAAGGCCGGCAACAGACCUAUGGAUCUCUACCCUCUCCCUUCUUCUUUGCUCCUGAUCCUGUGCUGGACAUUUUCUGCAAUGUGUAGAAUUGUUUGUUAGGUUCGAUGCUGAAGGCAAGUGCUCAAUUGUAAGUGGAUGGAGCAGGAGCUCUUAGAUUAAGCGACCAUUCAAGUUGGCGGUCAAACCUCGCUAUAUAUAUAUAUAUAUAAUUUUUUUUUUUUUUAAUGAAGAAUAUGUAGAAAAUUUGAAAAACCCAUCUCCAGCUUUAGUAUAUGACUGAAUUGUUCAGCCAUAUACAUACAUCUUCGGUCAGACGGUGUUUGAAAACGAACAAUUAGUCUCUAAGGUCUUCCCUGCUUCUGUGUAGGGAGUUAAACAGGGAGACAAUAGAGAUUAACUCUCCGUUUUCAAAUAUUGUCUGACAAGAGGUGUAUGCAUAUGGAUCCUGUCAAACACUCAAGGUAGGGAUUAGGAUUUCUUUUCUCUUUUUUUUUUGUUUUGUUUUUUUUUCAAUAUACUUAAUUUAAAAAAAAUAAAUCUAUUUCCUUUCAAAACUUAAUUAAAUAAUCAUUUUAUUAAAAAUAGUUUUGAGGUGACCGUUGUCUUUUAAUGUUUUCAGUCCCAUCAUCCUUAUACUGCAAUACGUCAUGUUAAACUUCUGGAUCAAAUGGCACUCUUGCAUGCUUAAUGGUUCAAAGAAAAAGCAGAUGACAUUUAAACGGAAAUAAAAUGAUUUUUCUGCCUUGAUUGUUUCUAAUGUACUCCUGUUCUAACACAUUAUUAUUUCUUUAAGAUUUUGAAUGUAUACUGGAUAAAAAUAAAAAACCCAUCCCCUAUAUGGACCAGAAUAUGUUGUCAGCUGAUCUGUCAAAAUUGCAAUGGGGACUUGACAAGCAGUUAGGGGAAACAAAGUCCUUACCCCCAGGGGCUCAGAGGUCAGUAAACAUUUUGUACUUUCUAUAUUUGUAAAAGCUUAUCAUCUAAAUUUUGGGGUAAAAUUCAAUCUAUUCAAUCUACAAUGGGUACCCAGCUCCUGGUAAGUGAACAAAGAGAGAAAGAUUGUAAUCACAUUUCGAUUUAUCCACAGACCCAAUGUUUUAUUCUGAUGAAAAGAGAGUGGAAGAAUUUAGAGAUGCCUCCAUUCGUCACAUUCAAAACUGUUUAAUAUACAAGAUGAGGAAUUUAAAGUCUGAGUCUUGCUUCCUAAAGUAACUGUGCCUUUUGCACUAUUAUCCAAAAAAAAAAAAAAAAAACCUACUGUGCCUACAGGUGGGGCAGAGGGCUUAUGAGAACCAGUGUAUAAAAGGAUGUGACAUUCUUCAGACAGAACGGUCAUCAGCCGCCCAGACCAAGAGCAUCGGCGGAAAGAACAUAGCGUAUUUGGCUUUAUGACCUGGAAUAAGGGUCAUAUGGAGAAUCAGAUGAACAUUCUUCCUCUCUCUUUUAUGCAUAGUUAAAUUGGCAAAAGAAUUCAUGUGUGCCAUGACAAGUCUGCCAAACUAGUAGCUUUAAAUAUAGAGUUCCCUCAAUCUUCUAUACAGAAUCAAUCUAAUAGUACAACCUUGAACAGUCAAUAAAUAGAAAUAAAAGCAGCCAGGUAAUGGAAACAUGUUUGUUUUAACAGGGUAGCGGUGGAGUUUCUUGAUUCCAAGGCGUUCUGCAAGAACUCUUCUCAUAUCAAAGGAGAAUACAUCAUGAAGAAGAGGCAUUUAGAGAUGCUUGGAUACCACGUGGUUCAGGUACAUUGCUAAAGAAAAAUAAAUUGUCCUUUCUAGCAGUUUGAAAGCAUUUUAGCUGUUUGAUGCAUUGCACCUCCUCCUGUCCCCUGAUUGAAAUUUUUUUUUGCAGAGUAAUGGUAAAUAUUUCUCAUACAAAUAUGAUUAGCCAUCUCUGUUAUUGCAGUGAGAUAGCCCAAAACAUAUUUCCUUCAACUAUUCUUAACUGUACGUUUCCACUACGUCUGCAAUAUCCCUGUAUGCUGUUCCACUACCUCUACAAUAUGAACGUUUGACUCCUUUUUCUUACAGUAAUUUAUUAGUCACCUUUAUAAUUGCAUUAUGAUAGCUCUAAUCAUCUUUUCGUCCAAUCAUUCCAGUCAUUUAGAUAUUAAGAAAGAAAGUUGAAAGGGAAGUUUCGGGUACCGUAACAACUUUUUCCUCUUCUUCUCCAUCUUACCAUAGUGGCUUAAAGUGUUUUCAAAUGGUUUGAUUGUUUUCAACAGCCACUAUCCUCCCGACCCCUCUGCCGAUUACUUUCUCCAGUCUUUGGGGAGUCCUGGGAGUCUUGGGAAAACACAGCCACUUAGGAGUUAAGGAUCAACUAUAUUUUAUGCUAUCAUCAUGAUCUGGUCCCUACAGACACUAUGCCAGCAUGGCUACUGCUGCUUAUUUAGCACCAACAGUUAGCUUGUAUUUUAAUAUAUGAUCUUUAAAGGCUGGUGUGCUAUAACUAAAUUAUUCUGUAUUUGACCUUUAAUGAGUUAAAGUUGUGUUGUUGCCAGGAAUCUCCUUUGAAUCCCAGAGCAGGUGCAGUAGAAUCAGAUUCUUAUUCUCUCACCAUAUAUAUAUAUUUAUCUCUACUUCUCUCUCCCCUCCCAGUAUGUCCUCCUUCUCACUUCAUAACCUCUGGGUUACUAGCAUGAAAUAAUGAAUCUCGAUAUUUCAUAGCCUACAUUAUUAUAUGAUAUGGACUGCUUAAAAGAGAAAAACUGGGCUUUCUGUAAACGGUCAUCCAAAUAGAAGUGACACCAAUGUCGUUAAGUCCCAGUUUCACUCAUCUUCUCUAAGCUACAUCACUCAAUAAGCUGAUAGGCUCUAUAUAUUAGCUGCUAUCAGUUUACUUGCAGCAUAGUUUAAAGUUUUAGUAAAUCAGUCUGUUCACAGAGAUCGCCUGAGCUGUCAGCCAUGCAUUCAUAUGACGAUGACACAUGUCUAGAGCUGGAGAGGGAAGGGAUGUGCUUGAGUAAGGAAAGUUCCUCCUUUGAUAUCAGAGAGAUCAGUAGUUUUGCAAUUCACAAAGUUGCAAUGGUGUCUAGCUUCUCCAUUUAACUUAUUUGGAAUGAUGUGAUCAAGAGAGGCUGGUAAAAGAUUAAAAAAUAACCCCCAAAACUUGUAAACUAAACGACUAUGAUCAUUGCAAACUUUGCGUACAAUAAUUAUAUUCUACAACAUAUCAAACCGUAAAUUUUUAACAUUACUCUCCAGAAUAUCUUUUGUGACAUAAAACCUUGAAGAGCUUUGAUCCUAACUGUCCUGUAAAAGCAUGUAGAUUGUUUUUAUAAUAACUUAAUUUCCCACUUCGACCAAGGCACACCUUUUUUCCCCCCUUGAAAAGUUUAAACUUGAACAUGUGAAACAUACUGAUUAUCAAUCGGUUGUAUUCUAAAAACAUUUCUCAUGCAUAAUGCAGGAUCAGGGAGUAACUAGUGAAGAUAAAUGCUCGGUCUGAGCUAAUGUUGCGUCAUGCAUUCACUUAUAAUUUUGUGUUGCUUUUUUUUCCUCUUUUAUUUUUAGAUUUCUAGCUUGGAGUGGAAUUCAAUGGAACUGUCAACAAAAGCUGCUUGGAAAGAAUAUCUACGAAAGAAUCUGUUUGAAAAUGACUUAUGAUCUCCUGUGUUUUUUUUUUUUUUGUAUUUAGAAUUAAUUUAUAUUUUAUUGCUAAUAAAAACAUUUUUCAGAACGUGCUCUGACAGAUGUUUUGUAUAACACAUUUAAGAAGUAGGUAAACAUCUUGUUUCGCUUACAAAAUGGUUGCAACAGGCAGCAAUUAU